Knipowitschia caucasica is the source of this 204-nucleotide messenger RNA. Lineage: Eukaryota; Metazoa; Chordata; Actinopteri; Gobiiformes; Gobiidae. The record is from the annotation of a GenBank genome assembly.
AUGGUAAAAGACAUCCGGAGCGUGUGUGUGAUGGCGGCUCUGAAUCUGCCCACGGACUCGUUGGACAAACACCAGGACUCGCAGAAGAUCACCACCCUGAUCGAGCAGGAAGUGUCGACGAAGGUGAACCGUGUCCUUUCUGAGGAGCAGGAGGAGGGCCCUGUGAUGGUUGACUCCCUCAUCAGCAGCGAGAGUGUGGCAUGA